GUGCACCGCCUGCUGCUAAACACGCUCCCCGCCCCGAUCGUGCGCCACAUCGCUGCUGGCGCCACGGACCUCGCGCACCGGUAUGGAGAGGUCACCGUGCUGCAGGCCGACCUCUCCGGCUUCACAAAGCUCUCGAGUGAGCGAUCCGCCGCCUUCGUGAUCGGCCUCCUCUCGGACUUGUUUGCAAAGUUUGACCGCCUCACCGAGUGGCACGGCGUGCACAAGGUCAAGACCAUCGGCGACGCUUACGUGGUGUGCUGCGGCGCCUUUGACGAGGCGCCCACCGCCGCGGAGGCGGCGCGGCGGGUCGUCGGCAUGGGCCUCUCGAUGCUCGACGAGGUGUGA
This is a messenger RNA of Emiliania huxleyi CCMP1516, 345 nucleotides long. RefSeq lists its product as hypothetical. The transcript has a single exon. The annotation marks the transcript as partial. Gene Ontology annotation, molecular function: guanylate cyclase activity; peptide receptor activity. The record is from RefSeq and is a predicted model, not a curated record. Lineage: Eukaryota; Haptophyta; Isochrysidales; Noelaerhabdaceae. Gene Ontology annotation, biological process: receptor guanylyl cyclase signaling pathway; intracellular signal transduction; cGMP biosynthetic process.